CGCAUGGCGGCGGCAGAAGGCGGGAAGUGGCGCCAUGAGGCGGCGGCAGCCACAGGGGCAGCAGGAGCGGGGUCGGGUCCUGUCCGGAGCUGUCGGGGCUUUGUGCCGAGCUCUACCCUCCCGUUCCCGGCCUGCCCCCGACACCCUCCGCUGCGCCAGGUUCGACCGACCGCAGGCGAGCCUGGAUUUCUGGAGGCUGCUCUAUGCUCUUCUCAAACAGAUCCAUGGAGGCAAGUGGACUGAGGCUGAAACCAUAGACAACCAAAUCAGGUUUGUAAAGUCCUCCCUGUGGUACCAUGGCUAUGGCAGAGCAGAACUCUACCAGCUCCCCUCUGAUGGCUCAGUGGGAAGUCGGGAGCUGCUGCUGGCAUUUUCCUGGAUGCUGCACAGACUCAGCCUCUUGGAGCAGCUCUUGGCUCAGAACAGAGUGAGGACUGGAGAUGAAACCUCUGUGUGCACGUGUGAAGAUGAUCUGCCUAACAACCAGAAAGGCACAACUGAAGCAGCUCCUGAAUGUGGCCUGGAAAACAGAAUAGAUAUUAGAUACCUUCAGUGGUUAAAUGGGAGGCUGAGGUUCCAGUGGCAGAGUUUGCAUGCUCAGCACCAAGAGCACUGCAAACUCUUGCACAAGAUCCAUUUAUUCACCACUGGAUCCCACAUGGACCAGAGUCUUGGACAUUUUUCUGUCACAGAAGCAGAUCUGGUUAGACACCCAAAGAACUACAAGCAGCUCUUGCAGCUUCUGGAGACUGAAACCAUGCAGCUAGAAGCCUUUUUGGAGUGGAAGCAACUGGAGGCAGUUUAUUGGCAGUGGAUGGAAACUGUGCUGGAUAAUAUGACUGAAGAGGGAAAUCUGUGCAAGUCCCAGGGCACUCAAGUGGAGAAAAGCAGUCUGCUAAAGGUGACCUUGUGCUGCCCCUGGGCUGACAGUCUGACUGGGCAGAUUGAGAGAUUAUCCAGUGAUCUCUUGACUCUCCAGCACCAACUGCAGGAGCUGGUAACCCACAGAAAAGCUGCCUGGGCUGAGAAGGUGCAAAGAAGAGAAGAACUCCAGAAGGAGCUGCUCCCCGACACGGCGAGAAAGAUCCAGGAAAGAGUGGAACUAAAACUGCUGGAUCUUUGUGCUCCAAAAAACCAUCAGAUGCAUGGCUCCUGCAGACUGGUGUUGAGAAGCAGACAUCCUGCCAGCAUCAGGUGUGUCCCCAAGGAGGCUGUUUCAGGUGUCAGUGCUGCAGAGGUGAGCAGGGAGCUGCAGGUGAAGCAGGGCAGGCUGAAGAGAGAGCUGGAGAAGCUGCAGGAGGAGUGCAGGCAGAGGCUGGAGGAAAUAGCAGAAGGGUUGGAUGGAGUGAUUUGUAUCUCCCCUUGAAGAGAGAAAACUGGACUGAGUAGAGCAAAGACUUGAGCAGAACACCUCAGGAAGCUUGGCAUGGGGGAAUGAGAGGUGAGGAACUAAAUGUGAUAAUUAAUUUUUGGGAAUCUUGUUAACAGCUUUGUGACUUGCAUUGGGAUCCCAACCCUUCUAGUGCUAAACUUCCCAAUUAAAAUUCUCUAGCACUCCUUGUUGGGAGUGUGCAUGAAUCUCCUUUUCAUCUUUCAGGUUUCUAGGUUUUUCUGCCAAGCACUGGGCUCUUUUACAGCACUCAGCUGUGAGGCAGGGCAUACAUUGAGGCUCUGCACUGAAGUACUAAUUGCAUUCAAUAUUUUCCAGCAAAUGGAAGAGUUCAUUAGUCAAAAAAAUCCAGGUCGUGGAGAACAUGCAAAGUACCAAGGCUUGGGGAGCCUGGAAAUGUUCAAGUGUGCUGCUUUAAUUCAUCUGGUUUGCAUAUUUGUGGCAGCUAUAAUGCACUCACCAUAAGGAAAACCAAAUACCUAAUAAUAAAUAAAGCAGCAGACUGAUCUAAUUUACUGAUGUGAUGCACUUGAAGUAAUUGGGCUCUCAGAAAGAGCAAACUAGAAACCCAUUCCACCAAUUUAUAAGUCAAUGAGGUAACUUAUGAAACUGCUGUAGGAAAAUUCUGUAAAACAGAAAUAUGACCUUAACUUCUAAGCUGGCAGAAUCUCCAAGCUCUGUCUCUGGAGGCUUUUUCCCUAGAACAUGCAAAUAUCUUUCACUUGGCAUUCUUCUCUUUCCCUUAAUCUGUUUUGCUUUCACUGAGGAGUAUUUUUGUAUUCUAGUUGUACACUUUCAGGAAUAAAUAUAUUUAAAAAAAAC
Messenger RNA from Calypte anna (Anna's hummingbird), 2212 nucleotides. It is a transcript of the gene TEDC1, whose product is annotated as tubulin epsilon and delta complex 1. The coding region runs from base 35 to 1366 and encodes 443 amino acids. The transcript is spliced from 8 exons. The record is from RefSeq and is a predicted model, not a curated record. NCBI's taxonomy places the organism in Eukaryota, Metazoa, Chordata, Aves, Apodiformes, Trochilidae.